Macrobrachium nipponense is the source of this 3724-nucleotide messenger RNA. RefSeq lists its product as uncharacterized. The record is from RefSeq and is a predicted model, not a curated record. NCBI's taxonomy places the organism in Eukaryota, Metazoa, Arthropoda, Malacostraca, Decapoda, Palaemonidae.
GAUGCUAAUGAUGUCAAUUAUAGAAUGUAAUCACUUAAAAUAUAUAUGAAAGGAUGAUCUGAUAUUAAAAGGGACGAAACACAGACGAAAAUUAUAAAAAAAAAAGUUUAAAAACACCGGACUCGCGAGCUCGACGGAACGCUCGCGGAGCAGCAGAUGAGGGUUCCCUCAGCUCCACAGUUUCUCGAGGGGACACGAACCACAACGUAAGAAAUAAAUCUACCAAUUUAAUUCGGGCAUUUGAGUGAAUCAACGACGUUCAAUUAGUGUAAUGUGGAAGGGAGAUUUACCUGAAGUAAUUCCAUCGUCGUGAAAUGUUGGAACCCACCACCACCAUGGGCAUGGGAGACGAGAUGCUGAGGUUUCGCCUCCACAAAAUUUUAUGGGGGCCCGUAAAACAGGCCUUCCUCUACGUAUUUCACCAGACCUACGCACAGACAACUAGCGUUUAUGAAUUUGCUUUUCAUCAUCCGGAUAUGUUUACAAAAGGAGAACUGCUAUGUAUUGAGUUUGAGCGGAAGGUCAACUGCUAUAGCAUACCUUUACUCUUCAGUAUCAUCAAGUCAAGUUGUAACCCCCCACUGGCCCCUCCUACGGCUAGUGUUUGGGAAGAAAGUGCUUGUAGCGUUGACCUGGAAACUGUGGAUGUAGCUUUGGAGAAGCUCAUAGUGAUGCUUGCAACGAUUUAUGAAGAAGUAGCAGACCUUAACAAGCCUUUGAACGAGGAGGAAUAUAACAAGAAGGUAACUAUUAUUAAGCAUUGCUUAAAGUACCUGAUCGAAGGAGCCGGGAAGUUUGACGUGUCUGGUCGUUGGGGAGAAUAUCUGGAGAAGAUUUUGAAUUUGCUGACCGACAUUGAUCAGAGAGAAGUCUUUCCAGUAGAUGAAAUAGCAGAUGACAUAAAGACAGAACUGAAGAUGAGUUAUCACCUGUAUAUGCCUACAGAUGUUGACCCAUUUCUGCUACAGCUGAUUCGAAUACCACUGGUUCCACAAGAAACCAAGAAGAAAAGACAUAGGAAACAGCCAGAAGUGAAGGUAGAAGUAGCAGAUGUACUCAAAAGCGUGUCUAGCGAAUGCAAAAGCACUAACAGGAUCUGUUUGAUCGUAGGAGACCCGGGAUGUGGAAGAUCUACCCUCAGCUCUGCCUUUGCAGCAUCCUGGAGUCAAAGGGACAACCAUAUGACAGGUAUUGAUGACUAUGAUGCUGUCAUCUUAUUUAUCUUGAUUAUUGUAAGUUGCCAGCAGAAUGACCUGAUGUUCAGCAUCCUUCCGCUGUGUACGACAGUUCAUGGUGCAAAUGAAGUACAAAAGUGGGUGGUUGGGUCACAUGUUUUACUGGUCGUGGAUGAUGCUGAAGAACUGUUGCCUCAUCAUAGGGAAGAACUCGACGCUAUUCUACACAAAUCAGAGAGAGUGGAUGCAGUGCUGAUGACGUCUAGAGCCCAUUUUAACGAAUUAGAAAGAACUUGGACGAGCCAUGUUUGUGACAGGUUAGAAGUAUGUGGUUUCGGUCGUGAACAAAUCAUCCUCUCGUGUGAGCAAGUCAUUGGUUCCAAAAAACCUGAGUGUUAUAAGUUUUUAAAACAGUUUUUAAAGUCAAAUAUGUGUAGGUUAGAGGUGGUUUUAAAACACCCAGUUGCACUGGUAGAAUUAUGGGAAGCCUGGGCUGAAUCUGAAGAAAUAUUUAGUGAUGUUACAACUUGUGCCGAUUUUCUCUGGGCAGUUACGAAGUGGAAAAUAGACAAGGUUAUGCAAAAUGGCUUAGAAAUUGCUGACAAUGUAAAGGUAAGAAAUUGGUUACUAAUUGCUGGAUUGAAAGCCUUCCAAUCCAUUAAAGAUAAUAGCAGAUUUGAGAAAUCCUACAUGAAACAACUUGAACUUGAAGCAAGUAACGUUUUCAUGUCAGUCUCAAGUCGAACUGUGAUGUCUUCUAUCUUCAAACAGAGAUAUAUUCAUCGUGGCCGAUACUACAGUGAGCUUAGCAGCCUCCAUAAAGUACAACAAGAAUUUCUGGCUGCUUGGUAUGCUGUGCACCAGGUGAUAGAAGGAAAGCAGUUAAAUUCCACUGGAAGGUGUAAAUGCCCUUACUACAUGGCACUGUUUAUGGUGGGGGGGCUAUUAUUAAAAAUCCCUGACUUCAAGUGGAUUUCAAUGUUACAUGAAAGGAGAGUGAUAAAUGCUGUUGUCAAUUACACUGAAGGCAGCAGUGACGAUCUGUACUUCAACCUCGACCUCGUUGGAGAGGUGCAAGGAUUAUCUAGGCUCGUCGAGUUCAUUGUUGACUUUUCAGAAUAUCCUGAUGAGUGGAAUAUUGAUGCUGGAGAUGUUCAGCUCAUUCCAAUUAGAACGCUGCUCUUUCACGUAGCACCAACUAGGAUUUUCUUGAAUGUUGAAAAACUCAAGCCUUACUGCGAGUUAUUUGAAGUGAUAAGCUUUUUGUGUAGGGUUGAUAUUUUUGUCUGGCUUGAUAGCAGUGGUCAGUUUGAAUAUGGAAACAAGGACAAAAUGGAUAAAAUCGCAAAAUCAUUUUUCUCUGCGAAUACGAAAGCCCGCAUCGAUUUAGUUAAAGGGUGUUUAUCGACCAAGAUCCUUAAAGAAGUGACUUCUCAGGUAGCAUUCAGUUACCUAGUUUUCCUAAAGAUCCGUGUUAUUGACUUGGAAAAUUUGUUGGUGCUUUUAAAAGCUCCUGAAAACUUGCCUUCCUUACUGUGGUUAGAAAUAAAGUUUGAUUUCUGCGUUCUAGACGAAGAUGUGUGUAGUAUACCCAAGACGACUGUGCCACUGCUGGAUGUCCAUUUACAAGGGCUAGACGAUUCAAGUGUUUCCAAGUUGGCCAAUCUUCUGGGCAACAUACAUGACUGCUACUCAGGAAUUCACUUGGAUAAUACUUCCCUCACUCCAGAGGGCGUGUUUGUACUCCUCAAGCAGCUGCAGAAGAGAAAAAUAUAUCUGAGUUCCCCAUCUGAAUACAGAGAAAAGUUCAGGAGGUGGUACUACCCCCAACUCUCAAGUUUUGAUAAAUCCAUCGCGCUCACUGACGAAGUAGCAAUGAGGCUCCUCGGUUUUGACGACCGCAUUUACUACAGUAAUCACUGUGUGAAUUCUUCAUGCUUUGCUUUGGCUCUGGAUUCCUGGAACCUCGCUUCUUAUCUUGAAGAGGAGGAAAGUAUCACCCAUUUCAAUUAUAAGACUGAUAAUCUGACGUGCAUCAAAGGACUGAACGGCUCGGUUGAUGUCAGAGUCAAUGGCGAGUGUCAAGUUAGAAAAGUGCAAACGAUGCAAAUAGGAGAUUAAAUGAGACCAAAUUCUUAAAAACUGUAGAUAAAAGGCACUUUGUCAGCCUUUCCUAAAAAACUAAUAUCAGACAAAUCGGUUUUUUUUAUGCAUUCCAUUGCAUUUAGUGUAUCUUUGAAGUAGCAUAAAGCAUUUUAUUGCUUUGCUUAGCUUUUCAUUUUUGUACACAAAAAAUUCGUUGUUCUCACUCAUUAUCAUGCAUCCAUCGUAACAGAAACAAUUUUAUAUUUUUAUAGUCUGAAUCCAUAUCUUUACACCUUACCAUAGACUAUAUACAUUUCGCUCAAGUUUUCCACUGAAACUCUUUAAUUUAUAUUGUACUAUACCAGUUAAGAUUGGUGUUCAGCUGAUUCGUAAUUCUAACGCUUGUAGCAUCUUUCCAAAUGCCUGAAGUAGGAUUGUUAAAUUUUACCAAUAAAAGAUGUUGC